CUGAAUGGCCAAACAGUUUGCUCCGCACCACCAUCCGAAUCACGCUCCCGCACAGAGAUUGCUCGUUGCUCCAUCUCUAUAAAGAAUCUAAACUCAAAACUCUACUGGAUCAUUAUGGAUCGCUGGCAAAAUCGCGUUGCUGUCGUUACUGGGGCCAGUUCGGGUAUUGGAGCCGCCUGCUGCAGGGAUCUGGUGGCCAAGGGCAUGAUCGUCGUGGGUCUGGCACGCCGUGAGGAGCGGCUGAAGGAGCUGAAGGCAUCGCUGCCGGCCGAGCAGGCUGCCCGUUUUCAUGGUCGCAAGUGUGAUGUGAGCCAGGAGCAGAGUGUUGUCGACACCUUCGCCUGGAUCGAUGCCACAUUGGGUGGCGCUGAUGUGCUCGUGAACAAUGCCGGCAUUGUGCGGUCAUCGGCGGACAUUGUCAAUGGGGGCAACGGCCCCGAUCUGAGGGCCAUUCUGGACACCAAUGUGCUGGGCGUGGCCUGGUGCACGCGCGAAGCCUUCCGCUCGCAGCAGCGGCGCAAUGUCCUCGACGGACACGUGGUGAUCAUCAACAGUGUGGCCGGACACCGGAUCCCGAACAUCGGCAUCAGCCUUGGCAUGUAUGCCCCCUCCAAGCAUGCGGUGACAGCCCUGACCGAGGUGCUGCGCCAGGAGUUCCUCCACAAGAAGACCCAGACCAAAAUCACAAGCGUGAGUCCUGGCGCCGUCGAUACGGAGAUCAUUGACAAGCACAUACUCGAAGCGAUGCCCAAUCUGCCCAUGCUGCGCUCGGAGGAUGUCGCCGAUGCCGUCACCUACUGCAUUCAGACACCACCCAAUGUCCAGAUCCACGAGCUGACCAUCAAGCCCAUUGGAGAGUCUGUGUAGGGUAUCAGGCAGCAGAUCCGAACUGAACUGAUCUGAUCUGAUCUUAGUGCUUAGUUUGCCUUAAAGAUGCAUCUACAGAUAUUACAAUUUUUACUCAUAGCCAUACUGAAAAUUCGGAUUUUAUUUUGGAGGUUAACUAAUGAAAUAUCGUCAGAUAUAUCAGAUAUUUAAGGAAAAGCUAGUUUUACUGCAAUAAGCUUUUUUUUUUAGUGCCUAAGUGAAGAAAAGCAGAAUGCUUUCAAUAUAAUUAAUAUUAAA
Messenger RNA from Drosophila obscura, 1125 nucleotides. Its product is annotated as farnesol dehydrogenase. NCBI's taxonomy places the organism in Eukaryota, Metazoa, Arthropoda, Insecta, Diptera, Drosophilidae. The record is from RefSeq and is a predicted model, not a curated record. The transcript has 2 exons. The coding region runs from base 115 to 867 and encodes 250 amino acids.